This is a messenger RNA of Melitaea cinxia (Glanville fritillary), 1974 nucleotides long. Its product is annotated as RCC1 domain-containing protein 1-like. The record is from RefSeq and is a predicted model, not a curated record. NCBI's taxonomy places the organism in Eukaryota, Metazoa, Arthropoda, Insecta, Lepidoptera, Nymphalidae. Bases 389 to 1498 code for a protein of 369 amino acids. The transcript has 2 exons.
UCGAAAAGUUUUCCAAAAAAGGAAAGUUAUAUCAAAAUUGUGGUAAUAAUGAAUUUUUAUGGUAUCAGUAGACUUUAAAAAAUCAUCAUAAUGAAUAUUUAUAAAAAUGCUUAAUUUAUAUACCUACCUACGUCUUCAUUUGUCGUGUUUUGUAAGUGAUAACUUCAUCAUCGCAGAUUUGAAAUGAAAAUCUGCUGAAUUGUUUGUUAUUGACAGUUUUGCACAAUGUCCUGGUCUGAGAAUAUUUUUUAUAUUCAUUAUUGAUUAUUUAUUUGUUAAGUUUAAAGUAUUGUUUGUUUAAGUUUAUUUGGAAUAAAUAUCAAAGUAGUUAAUUUCUUUAAAAUUUAAGUGUUCGUUUUUAUUACUUUAUCACAAUACAUUAGAAAAAAUGUACAUCGUAACAGGAGCGAAUUUGUUUGGUCAGUGGUUCUCUUGGGCUAACAAUACCAGUUACUUUGAUAAAUUCGAAACAGUGUCUCCUGAAAAUGAAAGCAAAUUUGAUUUUAAGAAAGCCAAGCUUGUCACAUCGUGCUGGUCGUAUAAUAUAUUCCAAGUUGAUAAUGUAUUUUACAUAGCUGGAUCUUGGCACGGAAAGGACAAUCAAAUUAUUAACGCACCAACUGAACAUAACAAACAGAUCUCUAAACAAUCAGGUGUACUGAUCACAGGUAACGAUUAUAUGUUAAUUUUGGUGGAAAAGGUGUCACGAUCGAUUUGGUAUUUCGACUUCGAAACAGAAUAUUUCAAAAAAAUUAAAUUGAAUGAAGAACCAAUAUUGGAAAGUACCGUAAAAAAAUUAAGAAUAACAGACGAUAUAGUAAAAGUAGCAGCAACAAAUAACACUUUUAUUUAUUUAACGUCUGGAGGAAACGUGUACACCGGACAACUACCAAGCUAUGUAGAUACACAGUCAUGUAUUGGCAAAGUUUCUGAUGUGGAAUGUGGAUACGAACAUUAUAUGCUAUUAACAACAGCAGGUAGAGUGUACACAUGGGGAAAUGGAAGGAGGCUACAACUUGGUCAUGGUGAUUUAACAAACCUAGAUGUACCUACUGAGGUGGCAGCCCUGGCUGGAAUCAAAAUAAUCAAAAUAAAGGCUGGAGGUUGGCAUUCCUUAGCUUUGAGUGAAUAUGGAGACUUGUAUGCAUGGGGCUGGAACGAUACUGGACAAUUAGGUAUGAAUGCAAAGAGGAACGGAGAAGAGAAUAUAGAGAAAAAGGGACAAAAGAACUAUGCUGUACCUAGACCUGUUGAUAUUUAUGAUGAUCAAGGUAAAGAAGUAGAGUUAGAUGUAAAAGACAUUGCUUGCGGGACAAGACAUUCAGCUAUACUACUUGAAGAUAAUACUGUUUGGACGACUGGUUGUAAUAAAUACGGACAGCUCGGAUUUUCUCCAAAGGACUAUGAAAAGUUAGAAUAUUUUAAAAAGUCAUUUCACUCUCCUAAUAUUACUAAUUUAAAAGGUGGUCCGUGGUGUACUAUUGUUGAAGCAUUCUAGUUCGAAUAAUAAUAUAGUUUAUAUAAUAUUUUUACUAUUUAUAGCUAUGAAGUUUAAACUGAUUUAUUGUUUUUAUGAGUAUUUCAUAUCACAUAUCUUGGCUACUUUUUUGCUGUAAGGUAGAAAAUAAGCUUAUAUUUACUUAUUAAUGAACUGUAAAAUGUAGUAUAAGUAAAUUAUUAAAAGUAACUUUUUUGUAAAUAUUUCUUCUAAAUCUAUUUAUAUUAUUUUUGUGGAAUGACGUCUAAUAUGUAUGUGAAUUGUCUAUUAGUAUAUUCCUGACUAUAUCCAGUUUCAUUAGGAGUGUGCUUUGAGUAUGAUUUCAAAUGUGCUCAGAAUCAAUGCAGAAAUGAAAAAAAAAAAUACAUAUUUUAAAAUUAAUUUAGGUGAUAGGAGCUUUAUAUACUUUAAGUAGAAGUAGUAUAAAAGAUACUCUAGUCAAGAGAGACCAUAAUAUAAUUACUAUAAAAUAAGUA